AUGGAAGGUUUCAAUGCCACAAUAUUUGCAUAUGGCCAAACAUCUUCUGGCAAAACACACACCAUUUUGGGCAAUAAAACAGAUCCUGGGCUUUUCCAAUUAGUAUCCAAUCAGUUAUUCCAGCAUGUGGCAGACCAGGUUGAUAAGAGGUACUUGAUUAGAUGCAGUUAUAUUGAAAUCUACAAUGAAAAGAUCAAUGACCUCCUGGAUAAGAGCAAUCAGGGUUUAACUAUAAGAGAAGAUAUCAAAGGAAAUGUGCUGCUUGAUGCAAGGGAAGCUGUCGUAGACAAUGUUGAUAAAGUUAUGGAGAACAUGAUGCAGGGCAAGAUCAGACGAGUUGCAGCUACUCGCAUGAAUGAGAGGUCAUCUCGAUCACACACGAUUUCCGGAUUAUUCUGGAGUCGAAAGAUGCCAAUCAGAAAGAUGGACCUGUACAUAUAA
Messenger RNA from Acanthoscelides obtectus, 441 nucleotides. The record is from the annotation of a GenBank genome assembly. NCBI's taxonomy places the organism in Eukaryota, Metazoa, Arthropoda, Insecta, Coleoptera, Chrysomelidae.